AUGCCACACUACAAGCUCAUGUAUUUCAAUCUGAGAGGAAGAGCAGAAAUCAUUCGCUAUCUGUUUGCCUAUUCAGGCAUAAAGUACGAGGACCACAGGAUAGAACAAGUUGACUGGCCCAAAAUCAAACCAACUAUCCCAUUUGGAAAAAUCCCCAUUUUAGAAGUGGAUGGAGUUACCCUUCAUCAGAGCCUGGCCAUAGCCAGAUACCUAGCCAAAGAAACAGGUCUGGCCGGUCAGACACCUCUGGAACAAGCUCUGGUUGAUGCCAUUGUGGACACCAUUGAUGACUUCAUGUCAAUGUUUCCCUGGGGAGAGAAAAAUCAGGAUGUGAAACAACAGAUAUUUAAUGACCUCCUCACUAAUACAGCUCCUGGGCUACUACGAGAUUUGGACAGUUUCUUAGGGGAUAAUAAGUGGCUGGUUGGGAAAUCUGUAACCUGGGCUGAUUUCUACUGGGAUGUGUGUAGUACAACACUUCGGUUCCUUAAGCCUGGCCUGGCAGACAACUACCCUAAACUUUUGGCUCUGAAAGAGAGAGUACAAGCCCUUCCUGCUAUUGCAGACUGGAUUCAGCAAAGACCAAAGACUACACUGUAG
Emys orbicularis (European pond turtle) is the source of this 600-nucleotide messenger RNA. It is a transcript of the gene HPGDS, whose product is annotated as hematopoietic prostaglandin D synthase. Lineage: Eukaryota; Metazoa; Chordata; Testudines; Emydidae. Gene Ontology annotation, molecular function: glutathione transferase activity. The transcript is spliced from 5 exons. The record is from RefSeq and is a predicted model, not a curated record. The coding region runs from base 1 to 600 and encodes 199 amino acids. Gene Ontology annotation, biological process: glutathione metabolic process.